AUGUCAACAUCGGUGCCAGCGAAAUUGCAGUUAGCAGCAACAUUAUCCCUUUUAGCCGGCGGGAGCUUUCAGUACGUAGUUGGUAAUGACUAUUUAAUUGGUAUGAGUCAAAGUACUAUUUGUAAGUAUGUUGACAACUGUGUGAAGGAAUUGGAGGACAAACUGUGUCCAUCGUUCAUUAAUUUUGACCCGGAAAACUCGUAUGAAUGUAUGGAUGCAUUCAUGAAGAAAUAUAAGAUUCCCGGAGUCAUUGGUUGCGUUGAUGGCACACACUUUGGACUUCAAAGACCAGCGUCCAAUGAACAUAUGUUCUUUAAUAGGAAAGGGUUUCAUAGUCUCAACUCAAUGGUGAUUUGUGACCACGAGCAUAAAAUUUUGUCCAUCAACUCAAAAUACGGUGGCGCAGCCCAUAACGCAUUCGUCUGGAAACACUCGGAGGAAAGGAAUUUGUUGUCCGAACUUUACAACAAUAAUGUUAAAAAUGUUUGGCUUUUAGGUGACUCGGGGUAUCCAUUGGAACCAUGGUGCAUAACACUAUACAGAAAUCCACCUGAGGGUUCGCUUGAAGCUCAUUUUAACGACGUACAUUCCAAAGGUAGAUGCAUAAUAGAAAGGACAAUAGGAAUUCUGAAAGGACGCUGGAAAAUUCUUAGUAAUAAUAAAAGAAGUCGUUACAGUCCGGAAAAAAUGGCAGCUUUUGGAAAUGUGUGUGCUGCGUUACAUAAUGUAUGCAUAAAAUUUAAUGUUCCUAAAUACGCAAAUGUUGAAGAGAGUGGAACAAUUCAACAUAAUUUUAAUAUUGAAAAUGAAACCAAUUUAACAAAAAUUGGUCAUAAAAUAUAUUUGCCACCAUUGCCAUUGAUCACCAGUGUCAAAGUGCCAUCUAAGGUCGAAAAACAAAACUAA
Calliphora vicina (urban bluebottle blowfly) is the source of this 906-nucleotide messenger RNA. RefSeq names its product putative nuclease HARBI1. Bases 1 to 906 code for a protein of 301 amino acids. The transcript is spliced from 5 exons. The record is from RefSeq and is a predicted model, not a curated record. Lineage: Eukaryota; Metazoa; Arthropoda; Insecta; Diptera; Calliphoridae.